Molecule: messenger RNA, 2436 nt
Organism: Acromyrmex echinatior (Panamanian leafcutter ant)
Lineage: Eukaryota; Metazoa; Arthropoda; Insecta; Hymenoptera; Formicidae
Product: G protein-coupled receptor Mth2
Biological process (GO): cell surface receptor signaling pathway; G protein-coupled receptor signaling pathway
Cellular component (GO): membrane
Molecular function (GO): G protein-coupled receptor activity
Source: RefSeq, a predicted model, not a curated record
UGUCGUGAUGAAUUUGUUAUACCAUUAUGUAAUGGUAGAAGAAUGUUUAUAAUUUCUAUUUCCUUAUAUCAAUUUGAACUUAGAAAACCAUUCCAGAACAAUAAAUUUUCCUGAAAUGCGUACAAUUCACCCACUUUUCUCUAUCAUAGAUUGUGUGAGAUAUUAGUGUGGUAGUAAUCAGACAAAAUCAUUGUAGAAUGAAGCCAUUACCCUUCUUUCCAGAAUUGGUAACAUCACGCUAAAUAUAAUUUACUUUCAAGACAUAAAAAAACACCAAGUUGGUUUUGUGAAUUCGACAAUACUACAAUAAUUUAACGAUGUGUCCACCAAGUAUUGUACUUUGUUUUGCAUUUCUGCUUGUUGCUUCAUCCUCGGAACCUCAGGAUGAUUUUACGAAUGGCAAUGAGCAGAGCGACAAUUCGACAAUGCAAUCUGAUCCUUUCGUAAAUUCUACGAAAUAUCAAAAUGAAGAGAUGGAAUUAACAAGAUGCAAUUUACAUAAAAAUUCUAUUAAGAAUAAUGAUGAAAUGCAAUACGAAUCCUGUAUUAAUUCUACAAAGAACAAUUGCAGGAAUAACUCGGUGCAAUACGUGAAUGAGUCUCGUGAAUAUAUAAUAAAAAGUCUAGAAGAUAAUAAUCAGACAUCUAUGGAGUUCUAUACGAAUUCGACAGAGAUCAAUAAUUUCACGUUACAAAAAAUUAAAGAAAAUUUCAUUAAAACUGAAGACAAGAACAAUUCCACAUUGUACAAACUCAAUCCCAAUAGAAUAAUUAAAACUACUUUUAUUGAAUAUAGAGCGUGCAAUGAUAGUAUUACUUGUAUUCAGUUCUGUUGUCCUUUUGGUACCAUCUUGACGAUAAAGGGACGAUGCAUCCCUCGUGGGGAGGAUUACGCUCUUUCAAAUAAACACGGGAAUGAUUCCGAGGAUGAAAUGGUCGACGAACUAUUUUUGACUGUUCGCGAUCCAUGCGUUGCAAAAGGAUAUGAUCGCGAAUUUCUUUUUCCCAAUACAUACUUAUUUCUCACCAAUGGCUCUUUGUACAAUAAUCAUGAUGGCGAACACAUUUCACCAAAGUCUUAUUGCUUUGCCAUUAUGUUUCGGGACACAUAUGACGUGUUCGUCUGUGAUAAUCGGACUACAUUUCCGGUAUUUGUAUCCAUGUGCCUCCUAUUGUCUUUGCCGUUUCUGCUGUUGACGUUCAUAAUAUAUUCUAUAUUGCCAGAAUUCCAGAAUAUCCAUGGUUAUACAUUGCGUGCACACGUGGGUUCAUUAUUCAUCACAUACGCGAUUAUGUGUUUUGCCCAAGUUUUUGGAUUAGGUGAAGUGAAAUAUUGCGUUGUACUAGCAUAUAUCUUCAACUUCUUCUUUUUGUCAAGUUUUUUUUGGUUAAAUGUAAUAUGCUUCGAUAUUUGGUGGAAAUUUAGAGAUCUCCGUCCGUUCCGUCCGUACCAAACAAAAAUAAAGCAUAAAAAGAAGCUUAUAAUAUAUUCGAUCUAUGCAUGGGGAGUCACUAUCAUUCUUAACGUUAUCUGCGCUAUCAUGGAUAAUAUUCCUCUACCAGAAAAUUUGAUCCGACCAGAAAUUUGUGAAAAAAGGUUUUGGUUCGGUGAAAAUGAAGCAAAAACGUUAUAUUUUUACGUACCUAUAAGUGUCACUAUCAUCAGUAACAUUUUUUUUUUCAUCCGCACAACACUAACGAUUCUGUAUCAGAAAAUACAUAUAGCUAAUCUGUUGAGAGAUUGUGAGAUCAUACGCCACGAUGAAAAUAAGCAAUGGUUUAAUAUGUACUUGAAGCUGUUCAUAGUGAUGGGAAUAACUUGGGUUUUGGAGAUAAUGUCGUGGGUCGAUAUUGGUGCUGAUAUUGUACCACAGUUCAUCUGGUAUCCUGCCGACAUCGUAAAUGCCUUGCAAGGUCUCACUAUUUUCAUCAUAUUUGUGUGUAGAAAAAAGACCCUGCAAACACUAUUAAAACAACUUAACUGGAAGAUUUGUGAUCCAUUUAAGAUUAGAACAAGGUGUAUAGUUGUCUCAAAUACAUCCACUAGAAGAUCCAGAACAAUGCCCAUGCAACAAAUCGAUCGCUCUAAUUAACAACUAAUCAUCUUGCAAAGUUCAAUUAGUCCUACUCAUAAAUGUUGCAAUGUAAAAAGAAAAUUCUAUUAUAGAUGAGAGUUAACAGUUAAUUAGCAGCAUAAUUUAAUUCUUCAGUCGAAGAUCUUACAAAAUUCGAAAGAAAGACGGUGACUCAUCCUAAGAAUGAAAAGAACCCGUCUUGAAACAUUGAAUCAAAUAAUAAUAAAUACAAUGAAAUAACAUUCCAAAUUAAUUGCGGAUUCAAAUCUUAUAAAUCACGUGUUAAACAUAUCUCGAAUAUGACCAAUACAAUUUAAAUAAUAAGUAAGACAUAUCAGUCACUCAAAUAAAUAUUAAAAAA